Messenger RNA from Oncorhynchus gorbuscha (pink salmon), 3031 nucleotides. Its product is annotated as transmembrane protein 266-like. The transcript is spliced from 11 exons. The coding region runs from base 846 to 2660 and encodes 604 amino acids. The record is from RefSeq and is a predicted model, not a curated record. Gene Ontology annotation, cellular component: plasma membrane. NCBI's taxonomy places the organism in Eukaryota, Metazoa, Chordata, Actinopteri, Salmoniformes, Salmonidae. Gene Ontology annotation, molecular function: voltage-gated channel activity.
AGGCAGCUCGGGAAUACAGCUAUAGGCCUACAAAUCAAGUGAGGUGACUGUACUUCAGUUUUCAUUCGGUUAUCAGGAUUUGAAACUAGAAUCCACAGAGAGCCUUCGUGACCGAAUCAAGCAAUUACAAUGUUAUAGCUUCGAUACUGACACCAUUCGGCAUGAAAAUAAACGGCAAUGUUUUUGACGUUGUUUCGCGGGGAUUAUGCUACUAUUCUCGGAUUUGAAAGGGAGAGAGCAGCGCGGCACUAGAGAAGCCGGAGGUUAAUCACGUUUUCAGCACCGAGACAGCUCCUUGUGGAAGAGGUCUAUAUUCGGCAGCAAGGAGUCCCUUCUGCGAUCGCGGGGGAAGCCCUCAACCCUCACUAGCACAUUUGGAGCGGUGUAGCCAACAACACACACAACGUUCUGACCUUUCUUCCUCCACUCUCCAACGAUGCCGGUUAUUUGGUGGUCAGUCAGGGACACUUAAUAUAAUCUUGCUGAACGACGAUGGUGCUUGCAUUUCGGCUCCAGUCUUUUCGUUUUGCACAGGAUUUUAAGCAGCAGCAGUGGUGCUUGUCCAAUGUAAAAGUGCUAAGGAAGGCAGCAGCCUACACAUCGCCACGAGCUUGGAGCACGAGCCUCACUCACGCUGAUCAUCACAGAGGGAGACAUCACGAGCACGCGGCCAACGGGAGGCUCGAUUAGACUGUCAACAAUGUAAAUCAAGACAGGUUCAACAUGAGUUCAGCAGAGUCUAUCUGGUGUGGUGAUCUCAGAAGCUAAGAGAGGCAUAGCCUGACUGAGAACUGAGUGAAGAUCAUAGCCUCCUCCUCUUCCUCUCUCCAUCACCAUCCACCAACAUGGCUAACCCUCAUGACGUGGUGGAGCAGCAGGCUGGAGGCCUAUCAGACCUGGAGAUCAUCUCCCAGCCAGACCCAGUGGAGGAGCAUGGUGUGCAGGAGAUGGACCCUUCCUGCAUGCCUCCUGUCCAGCUGGUCAGCUUCGGCUACAGGGACCUUCCUCUGGCCCACCUGGACCUCUCCCUGGCCGGAUCACAGCUCCUCUCUAACCUGGAUGAGGACGACAACAGGGAAGGGUCUAACUGGUUGAAGCCGUGCUGUGGGCGGAGGGUAGCCCCGUGGCAGGUGUGUCUGCUCAGUGCAGGCUUCAACUGUUUCCUGGUGGCCCUGGUCAUCCUGGUGGUGGUCUUCUUGACCCUGGAACUCCUCAUAGACACCAAUCAUCUACAAUUUGCCAAUGCUAUUCAAUUUGCCAGCGUCAUCCAUUGGAUCAGCCUUGCCAUCCUUUCACUCUUCUUCACUGAGACUGUCUUCAGGAUUGUAGUCCUUGGGAUUUGGGACUACAUUGAGAACAAAGUAGAGGUGUUUGACGGGGCAGUCAUCGUGUUGUCCCUGGCCCCUAUGGUAGCCUCCACGGUAGCCAACGGCCCCAGCAGUCCCUGGGACGCCAUCAGCCUCAUUAUCACCCUGCGCAUCUGGAGAGUCAAGAGAAUCAUAGACGCCUAUGUGUUGCAGGUGAAGGUGGAGAUGGAGCUGGAGAUCCUGCAGUGUGAGAAGAUCAAGGCUGUCAGGGAGGAGCAGUUGGAACGACUCACACAGAUCUGCCAGGAGCAGGCAUUUGAGAUCAGACAGCUCCGGGCCCACCUGGCCCAGCAGGACUUGGACCUGGCUGCAGAGCAGGAGGCUGCUAUGCAGAUCCACCAUGUGUGGAGCAAGCAGAGGAGCAGCUACCAGGUGGUGGAGAGCCAGGGCCCUGGGGAGUCUGACGAUGAGGGACAUGGAGUCCUCAGGGAGACCCCAGCAGAUCCUGUUGUCCAUCAUGACGACAUGAACAACUAUAUCAGCCAGUACUACAGUGAACAGAGUACUGACAUGGGGGGUCCUCGUGUCAUCACCACGUCAGCCAUCGAUGUCCACCUCCCCACGACCCAUUACCCCGCCCACAACAACCCUCUGCUGGGCGUGGAGCAAAUGAGCAGCGCUGUGAGUGACACGUCCACCAGCGUAUCACGGUCCAGCAGCAGUCUGACGGCCCGCCCCCAUAGCCUGAGCAGCCACACCCUGCGCUCGUCUACUACGGACUGCAGCAGCAACGCCACGGCCAGGGACUACCACACCCAGGCUAGGAACUACAAUUCCCAUACCAAGGCCCGGGGGCCUUAUCUGGACUACAAGUCCCAGAAGCAGACCCAGGACAGGGAAUUUAACACUGAGCACUCCAACACCCAGGGCCAGCGCUGCUUCCCCCUGCCCUACUGCAGCCCUCUGGGCCUGGGUCUGACCUCAGCCCAGCCUCCCCUUCCACAGGACCCCAGCGUGGUAGUCCAGGAGCUGCUCUCCUCCCUGUCUGAGAACUCCUGUCUGGCCCAGAAAGGCCUGGUGGACCCAGUUAACCUGAAGCUUCCCAGUCCUGCCGGCUCAGCCAAGGCCAGCCCAGAGCUGGAGCACAGAAUCAACAUCUACAACUGGAAGAAUCAGGAGGAGAACCAGUACCAGAGCCGGGGCCAGAGACAGGGCCGAGCCGCAGCCACUGUGCUCCUACAGACUAAGCCUCUCAUCCACCUGCAGGGCGGCACUCCUGAGUCCUCUUUGGAGGAGAAGUAUAGGCUACUGGGCCCUGCUGAUGGUCCACUGGGCCGUCUGCCUGACACAUAGGGUUGAUUCACACCACUGAGCUGAGCCAAGCCGAACCGAGCUGCAUUGUGCUGGCCUGGUUAUGCAUCCACCAUAGUUGUUUGAACCGUGCUGGAAAGGACAUGUGAAAAUAAUAUAUCAGAGUCAGCACUGGUUGGCUCGGGUCGGCACAACAGUGUCAAAAGGGCAAUAGUUCAUCCCAGAGGACAAAGCAUACAGCUCAAGACAGAACUGACUGACCUGGCUUCUCCAAAUCCUCAUGCUUCAAACAAAGUCAGAGCCUGGUCCAAGAUCAAACCUGGCGUUACAAAGACCAUCUGUUAGCAAGACAGCACAAACACAUCUGGGGCUAGGCUACCGCUCUCAUGUUAGUCUUCCCUUCUCUGUGGGGC